UUUGCUCAAAACAUUCUAGCCAACCAAAUAUGUUUUAUCUCUGAGCUGGUAUGGGGCAGAUCUUGACCUGUCCUGUCCUGUAAGUGUGACCCCUCCCUCCAUCACAUGUAAGAACGAUAACAUGGAGUUGACUGUUGGUGAUGGAACAGCAGAUGAACUGUCUGUUACAUUAAAUGGAGAAUGGGCACCUCUGCUUUAUGUGGCUACUCAAUGCUGGCACCGGAAGCUGUCUAAGGAGGGAGGUCUCACCUUCUUAGUUGCAUAUACAAGCUGUGGUGUCACCAUCAGAGAUGGUCGUUCUCAUCUGAAAUUAAAACUAAAAGACAAGGUGAUCACACUGUCCUGUCCACAUGAGCCAAGACCAGUGUUUCCGGUCAAGGACUCAGGACUUUCUGUGACAAACCAAAAAUUGCCACAAAGGGUACCCGACGUAUACCAAAAGCAACCAACUGGAUUUCCUACAAAAGUAUUACCCAGUCAGAUAGUGGAGGAGCAAGCAUUUUCGAUUGAGCAACCAGCAGGAAAUGCAGCUAGGGCGCCCUCUCGACACCGAAGUCCUUUGCUGCCUAAAAUACCACCUUUGCCUGGCUCUUUUAAUCUAGCUGUAAACUUCCCAUUUUCCCUUCCCAUACCAACACGGCCAGCUCACCGAGACCAUUUAGCAAGUAAACAUGUGACUCCUGCCAUGACUUAUGCUCCGACCACUGAUCCUACUGUCCUGCGCUCCGAGUUUAGCUCCAAUAUUCAAAAUGGACAGUCCCAUGUCCCUUAUGCCCAGACACAACAGGAACUUGAUGAUCCAGUCACGAAGGCUCCUAAACCUGAAUCUCACCGCAUGCAUUAUCCUCAUUUUGAAAGGCCUGCUUCAACGCAUUCUCAAACGGAGUCUUCACCAGCUCUGGAAUAUCAACUUUCAAGAGUGUCUGUCCCUAGUGCUGCACCGUAUCAGCCUUAUGGGUCAGCUCAGAACUUUCCUAAACCUAAUCCACUUCAAGUAAAUCCUGCUUUUGCCAGCUUGGCACAGUAUAUUCCACCUGGUUAUUUCCUAUGCUCUGAUGAUGGUCAAAAACUGCCACUUCUCCCACAGAUGUUUCGGCCUCCUGUUCCAAAUUCGCCUUCGCAAUAUCAAAAUCCUAGAUAUCAAAAGCCUGACAUUACUCCGCUUGUACCUGCUAAUCCUGAUACACCUCCCAUGAAAGGGUACUCCGAACAUCAACUGACUAGUGAUGUAGCUUCCAGCUCCCUUGAUUCUGGUGCCCCACUUUACCAGCCAACUCAACAUUUCCAGCCUCCUCGGUACCAGCGGUACUUCUACCAAAAUGGUUAUGGUCGUCAAGGACCCACCACACCCUUAUCUACUUCUCAGCGUAUUCCCAUAAAUCUGCAAUCUCAAACAAGGCCUUAUCCUCCUUACCCUGCUUCUCAAGAUUCAAGACCCUUCCAGCCACAAUAUUACCAAAAGCCUAGUCAACCUUAUGGGUCAAUCCAACAGCCUUGGUCAACCAGACACUUUCCUGUUAAAGUGUUGUCUCAAGACCCGAGACAAUUUAUGUCAGCCUCAAGCCAGAGACCGGAGUAUCUGCAGUAUCAGACUGGUGGAGACCAAUCUCCAAAUCCAUAUCAGAGGUCCUUUAUCCAUAACCCUGGCACCGGAAUCUCAAGUCCCUCACAAUACCAGCCCAGUCAGUUUUCCAAACAUCUCUAUCCACCAUUGAGACCAGAGGUACUUUCAGGUGCCGUUUCCACAGAAAAUACUCAAUCUAGUUCUAGAGGAUUUUUGCAGCCACGGUCCCAAGCUUCAAUUCAAAGUCCACUUGUAUACCUUCCUUCACUGGAAAAAACUGAGGCACAGGUUGCACAAGUUCCUUACAAUCGGGAUCCUUCAUUUGGGUACAUGCAGAAUCCUGAUAUCCACCCUGAAAGGCCAAGCGAACCAAGAAGUUGGAAGCCUCAGAAUGACACCAUUCCACCAUUGAGACCAGAGAUACUUUCAGGUGACGUUUCCACAGAAAAUAAUGGGGCUAGUCCUGUAGAAUUUUUCCAGCCACGGUUUAAAGCUUUAAGUCCACCUAGGCAACUUCCUUUACCAGAAAAAACUGAGGCACAGGUUAAAAGGAUAGGGCAACCAAGAAGUUGGAAGCCUCAGAAUGACACCCUGCCACAAUUGAGACCAGAGGUACAUUCAGGUGACAUUUCCACAGAAAAUACUGGAUCUAGUACUAUAGGAUUUUUCCAGCCACGGUUUAAAGCUUUAAGUCCACCUACGCACCUUCCUUUACCAGAGAAAACUGAGGCACAGGUUGAAAGGCCAGGCGAACCAAGAAGUUGGAAGUCUCAGAAUGACACCCUGCCACUGCACCAAUUCUUCAGACGGGCAAGACUACCGAAGAAUGUUUAUGUGCCCCCACACUUCAGGUCUACCUCAAAGAAAUGAGUGCAAUUGGCAUAAGGCAUCACGUAUUUCUGCAGCCCUCCAGCUGCUGAUGCUCAGAGUUAAAAUGUUGCUGGGAUUGAUGUACUAUGUUUGUUUGGAAGAGAUGGUCUU
Messenger RNA from Carassius carassius (crucian carp), 2545 nucleotides. Its product is annotated as adhesive plaque matrix protein-like. The transcript is spliced from 3 exons. The coding region runs from base 122 to 2434 and encodes 770 amino acids. The record is from RefSeq and is a predicted model, not a curated record. Lineage: Eukaryota; Metazoa; Chordata; Actinopteri; Cypriniformes; Cyprinidae.